This is a messenger RNA of Lolium rigidum, 1539 nucleotides long. Its product is annotated as pumilio homolog 1-like. The coding region runs from base 1 to 1539 and encodes 512 amino acids. Gene Ontology annotation, molecular function: mRNA binding. Gene Ontology annotation, biological process: post-transcriptional regulation of gene expression. Gene Ontology annotation, cellular component: cytoplasm. The record is from RefSeq and is a predicted model, not a curated record. The transcript has 8 exons. Lineage: Eukaryota; Viridiplantae; Streptophyta; Magnoliopsida; Poales; Poaceae.
AUGAGCUAUUCCUCUUAUGGUAAUGAAAGAUUGCCAUUUCCUUUUCAGGAUGAUCUAGGGAGUGAAGUGCUGGCUCCAGAUAAUCAGAAUGUGCCUUCAAAUGCUGGCACAAACACAGAUCCAUGUCUUCCUCGGCAGUCUUCUUCCGCCUCCUCCAGGAGUGCUCUCGAGAGUAAUGUCGAGCAGCAUACACAACCAAAUGUUGAUGUUGAAAAUUUUCCUGCACAGUCUUCAUCGUCUACUUCUUCAAGUUCAGUCAAGAAAUUCGCGGAGAUAGUAGCAAUCCAGGAGUCAUGUAUGCGUGCAUUGAUUGACCCAGACCAGGAACUUGCCUUGAGACUAUGGAAUCAGUCCCUUGAGGAUAUGAAGAAUCACUAUGCUCCUGAUAUUGAGAAGGCAUUAUCUGGGGAACAUCAGCCAACUACAAAUGCUCCUGGAAAUGGAGGAAUUUCCGUUGUCGAUUCCCUUCUUGAGCAGAUCAAGCAUCCAAUGGACCCUCAUAUGAGGCUUAUUUAUAUCAAGGGUCACAUACCUGCUAUCAGUGUUGACCCAAUUGGGAGCCGCUUUAUACUGAAGAAACUUGACACGGCAACUACUGGAGAGAUAAUUAUGCUCUAUAACGAAAUAAUGCCUCACAUCCACACACUGAUCAUUAAUGUCUUUGCCAAUAGUGUGAUUCACAAGCUUCUUGAUUAUGGACCAGCAGUCUACACUAGGAAGCUCGUCGGUAAUCUGUUGGGGCAUGUGUUAAACCUAAGCCUUCAGCUCUAUGGUUGCCGAGUGAUCCAGAAGGCUUUUGAAGUAGCCGACACUGAUCAGAAGAUAGAGAUGGCCAAGGAGCUUGGUAGCAACCUGCUGAAAUGUGCUUGUGACCAACAUGCAAAUCACGCCAUUCAGAAAUGCAUAGAGUUUGUGCCACCACAUCAUAUCCAAUUCGUCUAUAGAAGCUUAUGUGGGAAGGUCAAGAUGCUAUCCUCCCAUACCUUUGGAUACCAUGUCAUUCAGAAAGCGUUGGAGUUCUGCAAGGAUCCGCAAAUGAAGCAUGCGAUUGUCACGGAGAUUCUCGAAUCUGUCAACGAGCUGUCGGUAGACCCAUAUGGAAACUUUGUUGUCCAGUACAUUGUGGAGCAUGGAGAGCCCCAUGAAAGACAAAUUAUUGUGCUGAAAUUCGAUGGACGGGUUAUGGAGAUGAGCCACCAGAAGCACUCUUGUAUGGUCAUCGAGAAAUGCCUAAUCCACGGCAGCUACAUGGACCGCAAGCGGAUCAUAGUUGAGAUCCUCUGCGCCGCUGGUGGCACAACUGCCGAUCAUCUACUGGGUAUGAUGGUCCACGAAUAUGCCAACUUUGUGAUACAGAGGAUGCUUGAGGUGGCGCUGGAGUGGCAGGUCGACGUGAUUGUGAAGCUGGUGAGGCGUCACGAGGCCAUGCUGGCCAAGUACCCCCACGGCAGGGACGUGAUAGCGCAGGUCGACAAGGUCGUCAAUGCCAGGGCGGGGCUCCCCGGCUCCGCUGCACCAGCACCACCCCAGUCCCCCUAG